This is a messenger RNA of Gastrolobium bilobum, 1328 nucleotides long. RefSeq names its product transcription factor MYB1R1-like. NCBI's taxonomy places the organism in Eukaryota, Viridiplantae, Streptophyta, Magnoliopsida, Fabales, Fabaceae. Gene Ontology annotation, biological process: response to ethylene; response to gibberellin; response to auxin. Bases 156 to 1025 code for a protein of 289 amino acids. The transcript is spliced from 3 exons. The record is from RefSeq and is a predicted model, not a curated record. Gene Ontology annotation, molecular function: DNA binding.
GCCCCCUCGACUAGUUCAUGUGUGUUUCUCCCUUCAUGUCUCUCUCUCUCUCUCUCUCUCUCGUAUAUUAAUCACCUCACGCACUCACUUCAUAAACACUCCAUUUUCACUUUUCAUCUCUCUCCUACUCACAAAUAUUUAGAUUCUUCCUAGACAUGCCUCUAACCUGCGCCGCCGCUGACCCCGCCGUCUCCGGCGCCGGCGAGAUCAUGCUCUUCGGAGUGAGGGUCGUGGUCGAUUCGAUGAGGAAGAGCGUGAGCAUGAACAACCUCUCGCAGUACGAGCACCCUCACGACGCCUCAAACAACAAAGAAGACACUCUCGCCGCCGGCUACGCCUCCGCCGACGACGCCGUUCCUCACGGCUCCGGCAAGCAUCGUGACCGCGAGCGCAAGCGAGGGAUUCCAUGGACGGAGGAAGAGCACAAGCUAUUCUUGCUUGGAUUGCAGAGAGUGGGGAAAGGUGAUUGGAGAGGGAUAUCAAGGAACUACGUGAAGACGCGGACGCCAACGCAGGUUGCUAGUCAUGCUCAGAAGUACUUUCUCCGCCGUAGCAACCUCAAUCGCCGUCGUCGUAGAUCCAGCCUCUUUGACAUCACCACCGAUUCGGUCUCUGCAAUCCCGAUGGAGGAAGAUUAUGUCUCUCGUUUGCAUCCCAUGUACCCUGCAACCCCUGAAAGCAGCCACGUGAAUGGAUUUCCAUUGAUGCCCAUGUAUCCAAUGGGUGUUGUUUCUGGAGUCACUUCAGUCCAAGUUGGGAAUCCAAUGGAAAAUCUCUCUUUGGGACAAGGAAAUGUGGAACAGAAUGAGCCAACCAAGCUAGUAUGUACAAUUCCUGUUGUUCCAGAUCAUAAAGCUUCUACAGUGUCUGAUAUCACUGCUAGUUUGAGUUCAGCUGUUGACCCACCAACACUGUCCCUCGGGCUGUCCUUGUCAUCUAGUCAAAGACAAACAUCAUCAAGACAUUCAGCUUUACAUGCAAUGCCGUGUUUCAAUAAUGGAGAUAGCAUCAUAAGCGUUGCUUGAGAAAGAUAACAUGUGAUUGUGGUCCAUAUCUAGAGCAACUUGUAUUCAUAAAAAUGUUUGCAUCUAAUUUACUGCCACUUUUGGUGGGAGCAAGAAUAAGAUGUUAAAGGGUUAGAGAAGGCAAGGUAAUAAGUGACCAGAUUUUAUCCUUUCGUUCGUUGUACAGACCCAGGAAAAGUCCUGGCAUGUUCUUCUUGUUUGCUUGGUACGACCUGAGUUUAUUGUUUGUUGGGCCUUUUACAUUUAUAGUAGAUAUAACUGAAAAUAACGAAGUACUUUCUGAUAAUUACUGAUUAUUCUGGA